AUGUCUGUCCAAGUUAGUACACGAAUUGAGGAUACAGAUACUACUUCUAAAAUUCGUUUUGUUCUUUGGAACUUACAAAUAAGUGGUGCUAGAAUUUGGUUUGAAGUAUCUCAAAUGUGGCAACAAAUGUGUUGGCGCCGUCCUCGCCGAAACUCUGUUAAAAUAAAUUGCAUUUAUUCCAAAUUCCUGUUUUCUACUAAAAAUUAUGUUUGUCAAAAUCCUACAUUUUAUUCACUUGUGGUUAUUUAUACGGAUUAUUUAACCCAGUUCUAUGGCCUCUGCAAUUCUCCUCCGAUCACAUGUGCUUUUCUGCAUGCUUUUGUAAAUUAUUUACAACUACAAAUUGUGUUGAUGACAUUACUGCAAAAAGUAUAUCCAGAAGUACGAUUUGGCAAUGACUUGCAGAGAAGCACAGAUAUGGAAUCAGCUCGCAGAGAUAGGGAAAAGUGCGAAUCAAACUGUAUCCUAAGAUUGAUUGUUUGCACCACUGCUUCGCUUUAUCUGUCUUUCCUGCCUUCAGGAAUUCCAUGGCAAAAGAAAUAUGGAUUCGUGCAUUACCUGAUGUCAUAA
This is a messenger RNA of Echinococcus granulosus, 570 nucleotides long. RefSeq lists its product as hypothetical. NCBI's taxonomy places the organism in Eukaryota, Metazoa, Platyhelminthes, Cestoda, Cyclophyllidea, Taeniidae. The record is from RefSeq and is a predicted model, not a curated record. Bases 1 to 570 code for a protein of 189 amino acids. The transcript has 4 exons.